Messenger RNA from Phanerochaete carnosa HHB-10118-sp, 2136 nucleotides. RefSeq lists its product as uncharacterized. The coding region runs from base 65 to 1984 and encodes 639 amino acids. The record is from RefSeq and is a predicted model, not a curated record. Gene Ontology annotation, molecular function: ATP binding; ATP hydrolysis activity. Lineage: Eukaryota; Fungi; Basidiomycota; Agaricomycetes; Polyporales; Phanerochaetaceae. The transcript has 5 exons.
CGUUCCAGGCUCCAGCUUAUCAUCUACCACGACGACGACAGUAACGUAGACGAAAACACAUACGAUGCCCCCCUCCGCAUCCAAGCAAAAGCGUCUCGCCGAGAAGGCGGCCAAGCAGUCGGCAAAAAUCAAGGGCUCGACGGAUGCGUCAUCCACAACCGGCACCACGCCGACAGGUUCUGCGAAUGGCUCAUCCGUAAACACACCGCUGACGAGCAACUCGGCGGCGGGAUCCCAGGAAGACCUUUCGGCGAUGGCGAAGCUGCAGCUCGCUACGGACAGGAGCGCUGCUGGCGUUCUCGCCUCUGACCCCAAGGGCCGUGAUAUCAAGAUCGAUUCCUAUACGCUCUCGUUUCACGGAAGGCUACUCAUCGAGAAUGCCGAAAUCUCGCUCAACUAUGGGCAGCGGUACGGUCUCCUCGGAGAAAACGGCUCGGGAAAGUCGACGCUCCUGCAAUCACUAGCGGACCGCGACAUUCCGAUCCCAGACCACAUCGAUAUCUACCACGUCAAGGGCGAAGCUGAGCCUUCAGAAGUGAACGCUAUCGACUUCAUCGUCAAGAGCGCGAAAGAAAAAGUCGCCCGGCUCGAGGCACGCAUUGAGGAACUUUCUAUCGCAGAUGACGUCGACGAAGUCCAGCUCGACCAGCUCUACGAAGAGCUCGAGGAAAUGGACCCAAGCACCUUCGAGGCCAAGGCCGGCUCCAUCCUCCACGGCCUGGGUUUCUCGCAAGAAAUGAUGCACCGCCCAACAAAGGACAUGUCUGGUGGUUGGCGUAUGCGUGUUGCCCUCGCGCGUGCGCUCUUCGUCAAGCCGCAUCUGCUCCUACUCGAUGAGCCGACGAACCAUCUUGACCUCGAGGCCGUCGUCUGGCUCGAAGCGUACCUCUCGAUGUACAACCACAUCCUUGUUAUCACGUCGCAUUCGCAAGAUUUCAUGGACAGCGUGUGUACGAACAUAAUGGACCUCACGAUGAAGAAGAAGCUCGUGUACUACGGUGGUAACUACUCAACUUACGUGCGCACAAAGCAGGAGAAUGAGGUCAACCAGAUGAAAGCGUACCAGAAGCAGCAGGAUGAAAUCGCGCAUAUCAAGAAGUUCAUUGCGUCGGCUGGUACAUACGCGAACUUGGUCAAGCAAGCCAAGUCGAAGCAAAAAAUUAUCGACAAAAUGGAGGCUGCCGGCCUCAUCGAGAAGGUCGAGACGCCGCGACCUCUGCGCUUUAACUUCGAGGAUGUCUCGAAGCUUCCGCCCCCAAUUCUCGCGUUCAACGACGUUGCUUUCUCGUACUCAGGCAAGCCCAAGGACUAUCUGUACAAGAAUCUGUCCUUCGGUAUCGACAUGGACUCGCGUGUUGCGAUCGUCGGCCAGAACGGUACGGGCAAAUCGACGCUCUUGAAUCUGAUUACGGGCGCCUUGCAACCGUGCGAGGGCACGGUUUCUCGCCAUGCGAACUUGAAGCUCGCCAAGUACUCGCAGCACUCUGCUGACCAGCUGCCGUACGACACGCCGCCGAUCGAGCACUUCCAGCGGCUGUACCACGAGAAGUUCCCUGACAAGGACAUUCAGGCUUGGCGAGCGCAACUUGGCCGGUUCGGUCUGUCGGGCUCGCACCAGACGGCACCGAUCAAACAGCUGUCAGACGGUCUCCGCAACCGUGUCGUGUUCGCGCAGCUUGCGAUGGAGCACCCACACAUCCUGCUGCUGGACGAGCCGACGAACCACUUGGAUAUGGCGUCGAUCGACGCGCUCGCGAAGGCGAUCAAGGAGUACGAGGGUGGUGUGGUGAUCGUGUCGCACGACUUCCGGCUGAUCUCGCAGGUGGCGGACGAGCUGUGGGAGGUCAAGGACCGCAAGAUCAAGAACUUGACAAGGGAGGACAUCUCAAUCGUGGAUUACAAGAAGAGGCUCGUCAAGAACUCGCAAGCGGCGCUUGAGAAGGCCAAGUUGUUCUCCAAGACAGCUUCGAAGGCGAAGGUGUAACAUGGAGGCGGCGGCGGCUGUUACAUAGAUUUGUGGAUACCAUACACAUACAUACCUGUAUUCUUGAUGCGCACAUGAAACUCGUCACAUAUCGUACUCACUGUCUAUGUAUCCGAUUACGUUGUAUCAUCAUUUAUAGACGUCCGCUGCAU